Microplitis demolitor is the source of this 2315-nucleotide messenger RNA. RefSeq names its product MTOR-associated protein MEAK7. Bases 311 to 1645 code for a protein of 444 amino acids. Lineage: Eukaryota; Metazoa; Arthropoda; Insecta; Hymenoptera; Braconidae. The transcript has 2 exons. The record is from RefSeq and is a predicted model, not a curated record.
GUGGAGCUACUGCUUGGUUGAACAAGUGAUUUAACCUCAAAAUAUAUAUACCUAUAUAUAUUUAAUUUAUAUAAAUAUUUCAUUAACUCUAUACUAAAUUUUAUUUAAAUUGACAUGGAGUUCCGCGUAGUAAAAUGACUGGAAAUAUAUAAAAACUCAUCGAAAAUGUCUGUCGACAUGUGAAAAUUUAAUUGUCCAUUAAAGAAAUGACAUAUCACGUUGUUUGGGGAUUCUCUUGAUGGAGAUAAUAAAUUUUGAUUUUCAUACGUAGCUAAGCAGGUGGAUGACAUAUUUACUUCCACUGUAAAAGAUGGGUCAUGGAUCAAGUCGUUCAGCUUCCUCAGCUAAUAUACUGUCAUCUGAGGAGUUGACUCUUGUGGAAAAUCUUUUCAAGUCCAUGUCCCGUAGUUCAGGCUCAAUAAAACGAGAAGAUAUUUUUAAACACUGGUCUAUUCAUCUGGAUGACAUUUUGUUACAAUUUGUCGUGCGUUUUCUAUGUCACGAUCCCGGUAAAAAAGUAUCUGCAAUAAACGGCGAAAACUUUGGUAGACUUUACGUAUUUGCAAUUCGCGGUAGUCCAGAGGAGCGCACAAAAUUAAUAUUCGAAGGGUUUAUUGAGGAAGAACAAAAAUAUGAAAUACCAACAUCAACAUUUCUUCAGUACAUACAAGCGACUAUUAACUCGUACCUGAGAUUGCAAAAAAACUGUGGUAAUAAUCAUUAUUUAAGUUGGAGUACUAUUGGAUGUACUGUUAACACACGAAGGAUUGCCGUGCGCUCAAAGAGCCUUUGUGAGGAUUUAAUUAAACACGGUGAUAAUUUAACAGUAGAUACUAUUGAGUCAUGGUUUAGUGUCUGUUCGACCUUUAAAGAGAUCCAAUCCCACGUAUUCCAGUGUCUCUUUUUGGUAUCACAAAAAAAAGGUGAUAAAAACACAGGCGCACGUAUUAACGACCUAAAUUUAUUGCCAAUUUGUAAGGGAUUAGAAAAUAUACCACAUUUUCCAAGCAUUCUCGGCCUGGGCGACGUGUUAUUUCUAAAUCUCAGUUUGCCCCAUGAGUUAAGAAAAGAGUGGCGAUUUCUAUUCUCGAGUCAGGUCCACGGGGAAUCAUUUUCAACGAUGCUAGGACGCAUAUCAAUGCAAGGCGCAACGAUAAUUAUUAUACAGGACACUGAUGACCAUGUCUUUGGUGCAUUUUCGUCCGAUAAUUGGUCACUUGGUCCAAAUUUUGUGGGUAACCCAUCGUGUUUUUUAUUCAAACUUGAACCAGACAUACUGACAUUCUCCUCAAGUGGUUACAACAAUCAUUAUCAGUAUUUAAAUUUACACCAACAGACAAUGCCAAAUGGUUUGUUAGUUGGUGGUCAGCUCAAUUAUCCCGGCCUUUGGCUAGAUUGUGAUUACGGAACUGGAAGAUCAAGUAUAUCAUGCACGACAUUUCAAAAUUAUAUACAACUCAGUGGUAAAGAAAACUUUACAAUAAAACAUUUGGAGGUCUGGGGUGUUGGAGCAGUGCCAGAUGCUGAGGCGGUCGGUACACGUGACUCUAGAUCUAUCUUGGAUCAGGAUCCCGCUUCACAAGUUAUGCUUGAGUUAGCGGGUCGUAAAAUGCACAGCGAUGGUUUAAGAAAUAAAAAAGACUAGACCAUUUUCUCGUCCUCGUUGUCAUUUGCGAGUUUCUCAUGUGGCUCAAUGUCAGAUUAACACAUCGAACUACUGCUUCAUCAUUUAGGUUUUAAUAUUUAUCUACACAUACGAUAUCAAUAAAAAAACGAAUUUUAUUUUUUUUUUUCAACGCGACCCUUACGAGCACGGGAGCAGAAAUAUCAGAAAUGUAAUAAACUCGGUGUAAUUUUUUUUCCCUCAUUAAAGAAAGUAAAAAACGAUAAAUUGUAACGACUCGAGGGAAUACAUUAUUGAGAGAUGGAUAAAUAAAAAAAUAAAAGGGAAUUUUAUAAGUCAGAGAAGUAAAACCAUAAAUUAUUCUCUCAGAUAGUAUUUCAUUUAUUUACUUCCACUGAAUUUGAAGGGUUGAAAGAGCUCGGUCAUCUUGAGGGAAAACUACUCUCGCUAUUUCAACCAUCUGUUUACUUCUUUCUGUCUUUUACUAUCGAUAAAUCGUACAAAAAAAAUAAAUAUGAAAUUAUUAAAAAGUAAAAUAAAACGAAGACAUAAAUAAUAACCCACCGAAUCUAUACGUUCUUUUAAAUAUAUAAUAUAUGAAUCGUUGUCUGAUAAAUAUCUGUGUAAAUUUUAAAAACCACUGUGCAAUAAAUGUAUAAAUAUUAAAUAAACAAAGUAUCUAAAAUGUUAA